Molecule: messenger RNA, 1516 nt
Organism: Stegodyphus dumicola
Lineage: Eukaryota; Metazoa; Arthropoda; Arachnida; Araneae; Eresidae
Molecular function (GO): zinc ion binding
Source: RefSeq, a predicted model, not a curated record
UUGUGAAUUGAUGUUGUUUUGUGUUGACAAAUAAAAUAGUUAAUGAAUUUUAAUUCCAGUUAAUAAUAACGCUUAAUGAGAGAAAUAGGAUGACAUGAAUUUGAAGUUAUCCCAAUUCUCACUCUCUCUGGGAAAAUCGAUAAAAGUAGGUUCGAGCAAAACAACGUUAAAAUAAAGGCAACCUCAUUAUGCGAAUGAGAUUAAUGGGAUUAAAAAUAAAAUUAUAUUGCGCAUGCGUAUGCUAUUCUAUAAUUUUUAGUUUUUCAAGAUGGACGCCGGGAUAUCAGGAAUAGUUCACAUGGAUAAUAUAGCUGAAAAUAGCAUAAUUCAACCGGACAAUGCAAAAACUCGACAGGCUACUAGAUAUGGUGUAAGACUGUUUCGUGAAUAUUGCAUUCAACAUGGUGUAGAGACCAUUAAUAAUUUGCCUCCGAGAGAUAUAGCUCGCAUGUUGAAAGGCUUUUAUGGGCAAGCUCGUACUAAAGAUGGCCAAAGAUUCAGUGUUAAUUCAUUGAUUGCAAUUCGGUAUGCAAUUAGCCGAUAUUAUCGGUCUCCUAUGGUACACAGAAAAAUUGACAUUGUUAAAGAUAGUGCUUUUAAUGAUGCGAAUGAGACAUUUAGAGCAGUUUUGAAAGACCUGGAACGUGAAUCCAGAGGUACAACAUGUCAAAAAGAAUUACAAAUGGUUGAUAUGGAUGAUCGGCGAAAACUCAGGCAUUAUUUUGAACAUGCAAUCAGUACUCCCAGGGGUCUGCUACAAAAGGUGUGGUACGAUUUAAUGCUUCGAGUGGGUAGAAGAGGACGAGAAAGCCAGCGCCUUUUAAACCGGAAUUCCUUCCGAAUUGCAAAAACAGCUGAUGGAAGGCAGUAUAUUUACCAGGUAGAUGAUGAAGAAGCGGGUAUAAUAUUGGAAAUUCCCGGCGAUCCAUUAUGUCCUGUAAAGACCCUUAAGUUUUAUUUGAGUCGCUUAAACCCAGCCUGCAGAGCCUUAUUUCAGCGGCCUAAAGAACAUAUUUAUGAACAAGACACAUGCUGGUAUGUCAAUUCUCCUGUAGGGAAGAACAUGUUAGCUACAAUGAUGUCCACCAUCUCGAAAUGUGCAAGGUUAAGCCGCAUUUAUACAAAUGUACGCAUCCGAGCCACAACAUACUCCCCAGCAGAUGGUAAAGGUUGCAUUCCUUGUACAGAUGUUACAGAUCAGCCAAAAGAAACAGAUGGACGAGAAGUCAGAGCUGUUGAGAAGAAACCGGAGGUAACUUCAAAGCCUGUCCAAGCCACUCAAAACUCUCAUAUUAUUAAGCAAUUAAAUGCUCCAAUCGUCCAGGCUUGUUUAUCAGUUGCUGUGUCCAAAUCCUUAAGUACUGUUUCUAAUGUAGUUUCACCUAUUAUCAAUAGAGUUUUCCCAAUUGCUCUGACAAGUGCACAGAGGAAUGAGUUACUUAAUGGGCAGAGUUUUAAAAGUACCAAGCAGAAUGAAGAGGUAAAUUUAUCGCUAAUUUCAAAUUCUUUUUUAUUU